AUGUCGGAAGCAACGAUUAUGUCUGUGAAUGAUCAGACAAUCAAACUUGAACCACCAGAAUAUUCAAUGGAAGACGUUAAACGUGAAACUGAUGAUAAAUUUAAUUAUGUAGAUGUUAUUGUGAAGUCUGAAUCGUGUCCUAAAAAUGAUGAAACAUGUCUGGAAAGAUUUAUGAAUUCCGAAGUGACGAUAGAGGUAGAAGUCAAGCAGGAGUUAAUCGAGACACCCACUGAUGAACAUGACAUUUGUAAUAAAUCAUUUUCUGAAUCGAAUGAUUCAAAAGAGCACAUGGUAGAUCACAAACUCAGUUGUAACGAAGAAAGCAUCCAUAAGUGUGAUAUAUGUCAUAAAUCAUUUAAACAAAGUUCAAUUUUGGCAACGCACAUGGUUCAACAUAGCACAGAGCUUCCUUUCAAAUGCCAAAUAUGCUUUAAGACAUUCAUUCGAAAAAAAAAUUUGAAAAUUCACAUGCCUAUUCAUACAGGAGAGCGCCCUUUCAAAUGUGCAAUAUGCAAUAAGACAUUCAUUCGAAAAAGAGGUUUGAAAAAUCACAUGUUUGUUCAUACAGAACAGCGCCCUUUCAAAUGUGAAAUAUGUUAUAAAACAUUUGCUCAAUCAUAUACUCUGAAAACCCACAUGAUCACUCAUUCCAAUGAGCGACCUUUCAAAUGUGACAUAUGCAAUCAGACAUUUCCACAAAAAUCUAAUCUGAAAUCACACAUGGUCACUCAUACCACAGACCGUCCUUUCAAAUGUGAAAUGUGUGAUCAGACAUUUCCACGAAAAUGUAGUGUGAGACUACACAUGAUGACUCAUACCAAAGACCGUCCGUUCAAAUGUGAAAUAUGCCAUCAGACAUUCACACGAAAAUAUCAUAUGGAAUCCCACAUGCUCACUCAUACCAGAGAGCGACCUUUCAAAUGUGAAAUUUGCAAUAAGACAUUUCUACAAGAAUUUAGUCUGAAAUCACACAUGGUCACUCAUACCAAAGAUCAUCCUUUCAAAUGUGAUAUAUGUAAUCAGGCAUUUGCAAGAAAAUAUAAUUUAAAAAAUCAUAUGAUCACUCAUACCAAAGAUCGUCCUUUCAAAUGUGAUAUAUGUAAUCAGGCAUUCGCAAGAAAAAAUAAUUUAAAAAAUCACAUGAUCACUCAUACCAAAGAGCGUGCUUUCAAAUGUGCAAUAUGCAGUAAAACAUUUACACAAUCGGACUACUUGACAACGCACAUGCGUAUUCAUACAGGAAAAGGCCUUUUCAAAUGUGAUACAUGCAAUAAGGAUUUUGUGCGAAAGAGCACCUUGAGGAGACACAAGUUGAAUAUUCAUAGUGGGGAACAUGAUGAAGAUCAAUGA
Ctenocephalides felis (cat flea) is the source of this 1350-nucleotide messenger RNA. RefSeq names its product gastrula zinc finger protein XlCGF46.1-like. The record is from RefSeq and is a predicted model, not a curated record. The transcript has a single exon. The coding region runs from base 1 to 1350 and encodes 449 amino acids. Gene Ontology annotation, cellular component: nucleus. Lineage: Eukaryota; Metazoa; Arthropoda; Insecta; Siphonaptera; Pulicidae.